UGUACUAUUGAUACUAGCAUCAAAAAACUACACACUUUCAAAUACAAAUAAAUCAAAAGAUAAUACCAAAGUUCUAUUUUCAUGUAAUACAAGUAAAUCUUCCUUUUUAUAUCACACAGCAUACAAACGAAAAGGACCACGCCCUUCUCUGUCGACCGCCGAUUCCGAAAAGUACAUCCUUGGUACAUACAUACUUUGAUUCUUUAUCAUAUUCUGUUUGCAUAUUCGAAGGGCCAUUGCAUCCCCCCAACGGAUGACCGCAUAAUUUGACACUACGACGACCUUUGGUCCUGAUUAUUGCAGAUUUUGCAAAGAAUUUAAAGAGUCCAGCAAAAUGUUUUGUCUUAGAAGGUAGGUUACACAUUCAUCCUAUUCAUCUGGGUCAUUUCGACCUUAAAUAUCAACAAGGAGGGGAUGGAUAUCUUGACAACACAACUAACUCUCUGUCCUGAUAGUUGGCUUCCUCUUCUCUUCAUCCCCACCAACGCCUCUCCAAUCUUCAUUUUCCUCUUCUUCAUCUGCACUUACUUCCUCAACCGACCCUGCGUAUACUGUUCACUUCUUCUCCUAAUCCUCUUCGCCUCUUCCUGCCAUUGGGCCGACCACUGUUUCUUCGACUUUAGCAGUAACUGGUUUCAACCACGCUCCUCAUCCUAUUCUCUUUCCGAAAUAAACAACCAAACAGCUCUUUCAAAUGAGACCAUAGACAAUGUGCUAAUGUACGCCGGCGCCUUCAAUAAAACUGCAAUAGCAUUAGCAGGUACGGCACUAGAGGAUGCGAAGAAUAAUUUGGCGAGUCGGGAGUGGACAGGUAUUGGGGUUGAGUGGUUGAGGAAUUUAUUAGGCAAGAGGGAAUGGAGGUUGGAAUGUGUGGAUGUGUAUAUCAGGCUUUGAUAUAUUCAUCUUGCCUAGCAAAAUACAAAAGGGAAAAUGGGGAUACACAUCAUCUACGAAGCAAUAAAAUGAAACUAGACCGUUUAUAUUUGGAGCAUUUGGGGAAUCAUAGGCAAGGAGUACAGCAGUAUUAUCAACUUAUGAUAGUCAUGGCUGCUGGAGAUCAUGUGAAUUUGAUAUGCAAUUUUUGAGGAUGGAAUGGGUUCGGUUUACAAAGGGAUUCGGUUGUUUGGCAUAGGUCGGAGCAAGGUGUUAGUAAUUUGUGUAUACAUUACACUCAAGUUGGAAGCCGUGAUAUACAGCGGCGUAUUUACAAAUGAGACUCAGUUUGGCAAUUUCAAGAACAUCAUUAACCUCAUUUAUCAGUUGUAUAUUUGAUUUUCA
Messenger RNA from Sclerotinia trifoliorum, 1278 nucleotides. NCBI's taxonomy places the organism in Eukaryota, Fungi, Ascomycota, Leotiomycetes, Helotiales, Sclerotiniaceae. The record is from the annotation of a GenBank genome assembly.